AUGGGAUCUUCCUUUCGUUCCCCUCCAAUCCACCGAGCCGAGGGUCUGCCCUAUUUCACUCCCGCCAACAAUGCUGGAGCAGCUAAAAAUCCACAGGACCCCAACAUCCCAACGUUGUUUCGCCCUUUACAGAUUCGAGAUGUAAGACUUAAGAAUCGCGUGAUUGUGGCACCGAUGUGCAUGUACUCCGCCGAGUCAGACCCAGCCUCUCCGGCCGUGGGCGCGCUCACGGACUUUCACAUUGCACACCUCGGUCAUUUAGCCGCGAAGGGUGUUGGUCUAAUUCUCAUCGAAGCCACAUCAGUUCAGCCAAAUGGUCGUAUUUCGCCCAAUGAUUCUGGCCUUUGGCAAGAUGGGACAGACUCUGAACAGUUCAAGGCACUCCGCCGCGUGGUGAAUUUUGCUCAUAGCCAAGGGGCCAAAGUCGGCAUCCAACUUGCUCACGCCGGUCGAAAAGCUAGCACGGUAUCGCCCUGGCUAGCAUCUCAGGCAAAGCAACGCGGUAUCAAAGCCGAUGAAAGUGUUGGUGGCUGGCCAUUAAAUGUGGUUGGCCCUUCUGGCGGGGAACAGCAAAUUUGGGCAUCUGGCGAUCAAUACUGGCCCCCUCGCGAGCUUGAAACCGCCGAGGUUGAGGAACUUGUUCGGGCUUUUGCACGAAGUGCAGAGCUCGCGGCAAAAGCAGGAGUGGAUGUAAUUGAGAUCCAUGGUGCCCAUGGAUAUCUGCUUCAUCAAUUCCUCAGCCCUGUUACCAAUCGACGAACCGACAAAUAUGGUGGCAGCUUUGAGAACCGAACUCGGGUCUUACGCGAGGUUGCUGCUGCAAUCCGUGCUGUCAUCCCAAGUGGAAUGCCCUUGUUUCUUCGUAUUAGUGCCACAGAUUGGCUCGAAAACCAAACUGUCGCAGCGGAAACUGGAAGUUGGGACAUACCAUCCUCAAUCCAACUUGCCAAAAUGUUGCCAGACCUGGGAAUUGACUUUUUGGAUGUCAGUUCGGGCGGAAAUCACAAAAAUCAACGGAUUGAGCCUCAUACAAACUAUCAGAUUGACCUCGCGGGUCAAAUUCGUCAAGAAAUCCACGCCGCUAACCAAACGACACUGGUCGGGGCUGUUGGCUUUAUUACCGAGGCUGAGUCUGCUCGGGAUAUUGUUCAGGGUGCAGAAGAAGAGGCGCAGGCAACCGAGACAAUGCUGUCUGGCCCAAAUCCUCAAGCUGAUGCAGUUUUAAUGGCCCGUCAAUUUCUGCGCGAACCCGAAUGGGUGCUCACGGCGGCCAAGAAACUGGGUGUGAAGAUAUCUCUCCCAUGGCAAUUUGCUCGAGGCUUGUUGUAA
Messenger RNA from Penicillium vulpinum, 1329 nucleotides. Its product is annotated as NADH:flavin oxidoreductase/NADH oxidase. Gene Ontology annotation, molecular function: NADPH dehydrogenase activity; FMN binding; NADP binding. The coding region runs from base 1 to 1329 and encodes 442 amino acids. Gene Ontology annotation, cellular component: intracellular anatomical structure. NCBI's taxonomy places the organism in Eukaryota, Fungi, Ascomycota, Eurotiomycetes, Eurotiales, Aspergillaceae. The record is from RefSeq and is a predicted model, not a curated record. The transcript has a single exon.